Prunus persica (peach) is the source of this 3585-nucleotide messenger RNA. RefSeq names its product protein ALTERED XYLOGLUCAN 4-like. Gene Ontology annotation, molecular function: O-acetyltransferase activity. The record is from RefSeq and is a predicted model, not a curated record. The transcript has 4 exons. Lineage: Eukaryota; Viridiplantae; Streptophyta; Magnoliopsida; Rosales; Rosaceae. Gene Ontology annotation, cellular component: Golgi apparatus. Bases 2004 to 3344 code for a protein of 446 amino acids.
CCGCAGACGAGUUUUUCUGUGUAGAUAUCUAACUCUUGAAAACAUCUUUGAUGUGCUGCCAAAAGCCGAGACAUUGGUGCUCAGUGUUGGGACUUGUGCCCAUUCAGGAUUUUGUCGACUAUAUGAAAUUUGAUCACCACAACGCUUGCAAAUUGCAACCAUGUACAAAUCUCUCCCAGUCUCACAAUGCCAAGGUUAUGCCUGAUUGGUGCGUGCCUUACGAGUCUUUGCAAGUGUCACCACAGCAGACUUGGUUAGACGAGUUGGUUAGGCAGGCCAGUGAAUUUUCAUAAGACAAAAUAGAGUAUAAAAUGGUCAGAAUGGCUGAACGUUUUCUUGUGAAAAUACUCACUCUCUCGCUUAUGUGGAGCAAAACGUUUUUCACAACUUUAGGACUAUUUCUUGCAGCCAAGUUAUCGCAUUAGAAAGGACAAGAGAACUUUCAGUUGUCUGACACGUGAGUCAGAAUUUUCAUGUUUAAUUUUUAAAAGUUGCCUUUUUCGAACAAGCUCUUUAAGGAAUAAAGGUUUCGUAUGUCGAUGUCUGGGGAGGGUACAAGUUCAACAAACACACAUGUCGCUUUUAAUUUUAAUGCAUUUAGGCUCUCCAGGUGUCGUCGUAUGGUCUUGAGGUUUCAGAAUCAGAGGGACCAGAUGCAAUUCGAAUCCUAAUCCGAUGCCCACCCGGCCUCAUAUUCACCAAGGAAGUGUAAAGGAUUAGCAAAGUAUUUCAUCAUGGGAUGGGAUGGUCUCCUUCUUCCUUGUAGUGUUAUACCUUGCUUCAAUACUAGAAUGUCGGUAAUGGCUUCCCUGUCUUUAGGACAAAUUAUCCCGAUUAUUUAUGGGUCAUUUUUACAUGAAUACCUAAUUAGGUCAAAGGUAGACAAAUUUUAUCCUUCAAUAUAGGAAUUGAUUCAUAUCCAUUUGCAAAAGAAAGAAAAGGUAAAAGGAAAACAUCAAAAUGCAUUUAUUGGCUUCUAAAGCAAUUUUUCUUUUAGGGUCGGUUUGGUUUUGGUGGUAUGAAAUUGCAUUCUCAUAUUUGAUAAUUCUACUUUCUGAUAAAUAAAAAAAAAGACAAUAGAAUUUAAUAAGUGUACUUUUAGAAAUAUAAUACUUGACUUAUGGUAUGAACGAAACAUAGUUAUUAGGCCUUCGUUUGAGUUGGUGGUGUUGAGAAAGGAAAGGAAAUGUCAUCCCAUUCAAAUGAUAAAUGACGAGAUGAUGUGUCAUUUCAUUGCAUGCAUGAUGCAUCAACAUCGGUUAAACCUAGACCUAGUCUGCACCACAACAUUUGUUCAUGCCCUCUUAAGAAGGAGGGUCAUAUGGAAAAGUCAUUUAAAAUCUCAUUUGGAUGUUUUCCACGUAGCUGGCCAUGGUGCACAAAAUUAAGAAUAAGAAAAGAAAAAAAAAAUUAGUGGGAAACUAAGAAAAAAUAAAAUAAAAUUUGUGUGGGGUUGGGUAGCCUUAAGACCACUCAAAAAAACCCCACAACAAAAAGUGCACAAAAUUUCCGAACCCGAAGAAAUUGCGCCGAGUAUUCAGGUCAAUUUAGUAAUGAGUCCUACCCCCAAACAUUCACAUGCAAACCUCACUCGUUUCAGACUCAGUUACUUCCAUGGCUUUGCCGCGUGUUCACGGCUGACGUUAUUUUCCACACAACAGCCAGCCAUCUCUCAUUUCUCAUUUCUUAUUUGCCCUUCUCUUCGAAAAAUAAUUACCAUUGAAUUUAUAAAAACAACAAAAGAAAGAAAAAGGAAAGCAAAAGCUCAUCAUCCCCAUCCCGGUGAAGCGAAAAAACCGAAAAGGUAUAAAAGUACAAAAAUAAAGAGCCUCUUUGGCUCUCUCUCAAAACAAAGGACACAAUCCAUCAGUAUCAAUUUUGCUUAAUGAUGGAGUUGCAGAAUCUCCUCUGCCUUCCCCUUAUAAUUUCUUCCUCAUAGCUAAAUCAUUUGCCUUAUUUCCUCUCUCUCUCUCUCUCUCUCUCUCUAUGCCAGACAGACAGUCAUGAGUUUUUGUACUUUUUCCCCAGAAAAGCUUCAUAACAAUGCCAAAAGGGAGAGAGGCUUUAACAUGGGGAGCAGAUUGGUUCCUUUCUUGUUCACUUCUCUAGCCAUAGCCACCCUUUUCAGCUUUUUCCUUAUCUAUUCUCCAAACCCUUUGCUAACCAUAGCCAAACAAGGCCUUAAUUCUAUUCAAAUCCAGCCAAACCUUCAUGCAGUACAAGAACAAGACCACCAAGACCUUGAUCACAAUAACAUCAACCUCCAACCACCUACAAAGAAGGAGGAGGACAAGUGUGACUUGUAUAAGGGUCACUGGAUUCCAGAAUUAAGAGGGCCAAUGUACACCAAUUCAAGCUGUGCCACAAUUCCAGAAUCAAAGAAUUGUUUCAAAAAUGGCAGAAGGGACAGUGAUUUCCUUAAUUGGAGAUGGAAGCCAGACAAAUGUGAGCUUCCUCUGUUCGAUCCCAACACCUUUUUGGAAAUUGUGAGAGGAAAGAAAAUGGCAUUUAUCGGAGACUCUGUGGCUCGCAACCAUGUGGAGUCACUUCUCUGCCUCUUGUCACAGGAAGAAUCCCCAAAAGACGUUUACAAGGAUUCUGAAGACAGGUUCAGGACAUGGUAUUUUCCUCAACAUGACUUCACGCUCAUGAAAUUGUGGUCCAAAUAUCUUGUAGCUUCAGAUGAGAGGAUGAUUAAUGGUACAGGGACCGGCACCUUUGAUUUGCAUCUUGACCGGCUCGACGAUCAAUGGGCGCGGCAUCUCCCCGAUCUGGACUACGCAAUCGUCUCAGGCGGGCAUUGGUUUUUCCGGGUAAUGUACUUACAUGAAGGUGGUAACCUCACCGGAUGCGUCUAUUGCAAUCAACCUAAUGUCACUGACUACAACAUUAGCCACGCCGUUCGGAUGGCGUUUCGAACAGUUUUCAAGCACAUCAAAGAUUGCAAGAACUGCAGAGGUGGUCUCAUGGCCUUGUUGAGGACAUUUGCUCCUGCACACUUCGAGAACGGGGCUUGGAACACCGGGGGGUACUGUAACAGAACAAGUCCUUUCAGUGAGGCGCAGAUUGAUUUGGGCACUUUCGACUGGGAAAUGAGGAACAUUCAGAUUGAGGAGUUUGAAAGAGGAAGAAGAGAAGGGGAGAUGAAGGGGAAGAAGUUUGGGGUUUUGGAUAUAACCAGGGCCAUGCUGAUGAGGGCAGAUGGGCACCCUGGAGCUCACUGGGGAAACCAGUGGAUGAAGGGCUAUAAUGACUGCGUCCAUUGGUGCAUGCCAGGCCCUGUUGAUUACUGGAACCAUUUUCUAAUGGCGAUUAUCAGAAACGAGGGAGGCUUAGUUUCUUAGUUAAGGGUAGAGCUUAGUUAGAUGUAGUAACAGCAUAAAACCAUACAAAUUCAUAUCUUAAUAACGCCCACAUUUUUUUUUUACUUUUCAUUUUAUUGUAUUUUUUUUGUUACAAGGGCGUAUAAUAAUUUUAGCUCCAAAUGUGAGAUUUCUACCAUCGAUUUUUCAGUGUAGAACAGAUUAAAAUUUAAAACAUUUCCGGUGUAGAUACCCAUAGUGAAUUAUAAUGGACCUUUCAAGA